AUGAAGAGAUCCCCUCCUCCUCCUCCUCCUCCUCAGCCAUCUCCUUCUUCUUCGCCGGCAUGCUCGCUGUCGCCGUCGCCGUCGUCUCCUUCCUCCUCCGACUCGUCCUCGAUCGCCAUUCCCCGCAAGCGGGCGCGGACGCAGAAGGCCGGGAGCGCCAAGGCCAAGGCGGCGCCCAAGCGGGCCAAGAAAGACGCGAGCAGGAGAAGCAAGGAGUCUGACGCCUCCGCCAAUGGCGCCGCCGCUGCUGCGAAGAGGAGCUCCAUCUACAGAGGGGUCACAAGGCACAGGUGGACAGGCAGAUUCGAGGCACACCUCUGGGACAAGAACUGCUUCACUUCCAUCCAGAACAAGAAGAAAGGGAGGCAAGUCUAUCUGGGGGCUUAUGAUACAGAGGAGGCAGCUGCCCGUGCGUACGACCUCGCAGCUCUCAAAUAUUGGGGCCCUGAAACCACACUGAAUUUCACAGUGGAUGAGUACGCGAAAGAGAGGUCGGAGAUGGAGGCGGUGUCGCGGGAGGAGUACCUCGCCGCCCUCCGCCGCCGGAGCAGCGGCUUCUCCAGGGGGGUCUCCAAGUACAGGGGCGUCGCCAGGCACCACCACAAUGGGCGGUGGGAGGCACGAAUUGGGCGGGUGCUGGGGAACAAGUACCUAUACCUGGGAACCUUUGAUACCCAAGAGGAAGCAGCCAGGGCCUAUGAUCUUGCGGCCAUCGAAUACCGAGGCGCUAACGCCGUAACCAACUUCGACAUUAGCCGCUACCUGGACCAGCCGCAGUUACUGGCACAAAUGGAGCAGGGGCCACAGGUGGUGCCAGCAUUGCAAGAGGAACUUCAACAUGAUCAACAAAGUGACAACGCAGUCCAAGAGCUCAACUCGGGUGAAGCGCAGAAGCCGGGUAGCGUCAACGAGCCGAUUGCAGUGGAUGACACAGACAGCGCCGGAGACAUCGGUGCCCCCCUUGUGUUUGACAGCGGCGUCGAGGAGAACCUGUGGAGCCCUUGCAUGGAUUAUGAUUUGGACCCCAUCUUUGGACGCGACAUCAGCAACUCGAUGAAUCUGAGCGAGUUCUUCAACGACCCCACCUUCGAGAGCAACAUCGGGUACCUGUUCGAAGGAUGUCCCGACAUCGAUGACUGCAGCACCAGGCAUGGCGCAGGCCUGGCGGCGCUCGGUUUUCUCAAGGAAGGUGACGAUAAUAUGAAGGAUGUUCCAGACAUGGAUGCAGAAAUAACUCCUCAAGCAAACGACGUCUCCUGCCCUCCAAAAAUGAUCACCGUGUGUAAUUGA
Messenger RNA from Triticum turgidum subsp. durum (durum wheat), 1290 nucleotides. NCBI's taxonomy places the organism in Eukaryota, Viridiplantae, Streptophyta, Magnoliopsida, Poales, Poaceae. The record is from the annotation of a GenBank genome assembly.